CAUUUUAGAAUCUGCAAAUAAUCAACACCAGUCUUGUAGUUUGCCAGUGCUCUCGUCUCCAUAAUAUCCCUAAUUUUUCUUCUUCUUUCUGAUGGAACCCAAAUAUUCCUUGGAAAUUAUGACCAAAGCACACAUCAGGGCUAAUAUAGGAGUCUUCUGGAACUUGGACGACAGUCCCAUCCCUGACGGUCUCGAUCCUACUACUCUUUUGGAGUAUAUCAAAUCGGCUUUGGAAAAUAUUGGCUACCUUGGUAGACUUAUUCAGUUUAGGGCUUAUAGCAAGGAUAGGUCUGAACUUGAUUCGUUCUGUGAAGCUGCCGGAAUACAUUUACGAGACCGAGUGUCCAAAGUUGGAUAUGCUGAAGUUGACCAUAUGUUGGUGGACCUCCAUACCUGGGGACUGUACAAUCCGGCACCCUCAAACUUGAUGGUAAUCUCAAAAAACAUCUCAGAAGGAGCGGAGCUAUUUGGCGUGCUUGAAGAUUUGAAAUCGUUGAAUUACAAUAUUCUUGUUUCAUCUAUUGGUGACGCACCAGAAGACAUGGUUUGUUUGUCCACGCACCCGUUUGGUGGAGGAAAGCCUGUCGACCAAAGCAUAAGCUUACAUGGUGUCUCCAACAAGCUGGCACAUGUGGCGAACACAGGCGUCUUCUGGAACUUGGAUGACUGCGAAAUCCCUGAUGAUGUUGAUAUCUAUCAGAAUGUCAAAUCAGCUCUUGCAAAUCAAGGUUGCCAUGGUCAAAUGUCAAUGUGGGCUUAUUGUGAGGAGGCCAAGGAGCCCAUCCCUGGUAUCACCCUUGUAUCCCCAGGCGAUGAAACUGCGAGAUUCAAGAAAAUGCUUAGGGACAUUCUUGUCUGGACGUUGCAAAAUCCUAUCCAACGUCCGAGAACAACAGUACCCAGCUUGAUGGUUAUCUCAAAAAUCUCAAGGAACAUUGAAUUUGCCCGCGUUCUUAAUAUGUUGAGUGCGAGAGAUUACAAUGUGCUCCUUACGGUUCCUGAUGAGAAAGAAUAUCUAUGCUCCGUAUGGCUCUAUCCACGUCUACUACAAUACCUAACAAAGUUUCCCAUUUGUACAAGAUCGGACAAGAGCUUGCACGAUAUCAAAACAUGCAUCUUUUGGAACAUUACGGGCUGCACAAUCCCCAAUGAUAUUCGUCUCGAUGAGAUAAACCAGAACAUCAAAUUAGCUAUUAAAAAUCAAGGUCAUCAUGGUGAAGUGUCGAUCAAGGCUUAUUGGCAUGGGACAAGUGGCUUAUACCAAUGGCUCCACGGAACCAUCAACUUAGAAAAGAGAUUGUCAGGUGAUCAUUUUAUGAAACUUGAUGCAAUGUUUGUGGACAUCCUUUUAUGGGCAGUGGACAAUCCUGCACCAUCAAAUUUGAUGGUAAUCUCCGAAACCAUCUCACAAGCAACUGAGCUCUCAAGUCUUCUUCGACAUUUGGAAUCAAAAGGCUACAAUAUUUUAGUUGCACAUGCUGAAGAAGCUGCUUCACCAGUGCUACCUCCUGCAUGCUUGGAAUGGCGUUUGGAUACCAUAUUUGCUGGAGGGAACCCUAUCAACCGUACUAACUACUCACGAGAUGUCCUCAAUAUGAUUCAGAAUGAUCUCUCCUUUCGGAGGAAUGACUGCCAUGAGGCUAAUACAGCCAUCUUCUGGGACAUCGAGGACUGCCCAAUACCUGGUGGUCUGGAUCCUCUUAUGUUUCUUCAGAAUAUUAAAUCAGCUCUGAAUCAUGGUUGUCGUGGUAAACUGUCAAUUAUGGUUUAUUGUGACAAUAAUAGGAGCCUUGAUGACUUCUCCCUUAGUGAUACCUCACCCAUCACCUUGGUACACACAGGCGAUAAAUAUGCGAGGAUUAAGAAAAUGUUUACGGAUAUUUUUUUAUGGACAUUGGAAAAUCCCCAAACAUCAAGCGUGAUGCUGAUCACGAAAAGCCUCUCGUGGCACAUUUCAGAUGUUCUUUCUGAUGCUUUUGAGUCAAGAAAUUACAAUCUUAUAUUCGCAGAUCCUUAUGCCGUUGGAUAUGUAGACUCUGUAUGGCUUUCGACAAGCUUAUUUGGUGGAGGCAAACCUAUCGACCUAAAGGAAAGAAAGAAUCAUAGGUCCCCCAUAAUGCUUUCAUCAGUCUGAUGCCUGCUUUUGAAGAAUUGCUUAUGUGGGUAGUGGAAGGUUACAACUACCAAGGGAGACUGUAUAGCUGAUGCAUGGUUCGACCAUAAUGCUUUUAUAUCAGUCUCACUUUGUUUUAUGUCCAAAGUCUUUUGAGUUUAUGUAUGGAUAUUGACGUGAC
Molecule: messenger RNA, 2294 nt
Organism: Raphanus sativus (radish)
Lineage: Eukaryota; Viridiplantae; Streptophyta; Magnoliopsida; Brassicales; Brassicaceae
Exons: 9
Coding region: 92-2134 (680 amino acids)
Biological process (GO): regulation of gene expression
Cellular component (GO): peroxisome
Molecular function (GO): RNA nuclease activity
Source: RefSeq, a predicted model, not a curated record